This is a messenger RNA of Monascus purpureus, 3706 nucleotides long. Lineage: Eukaryota; Fungi; Ascomycota; Eurotiomycetes; Eurotiales; Aspergillaceae. The record is from the annotation of a GenBank genome assembly.
CGGCGCCAACUUUCUUUCCACAACAUGAAUUCAUUAUGCAGAAAACGCGACCGUUUUCAUUACUACGAGAGGCUUAUAUCAACACUAAUCAGUCAUGGUGACGUGCAGACAGCAAGGAUGCACUUUACUCCGACUUAUCCAGUCUUCCCGUGCUCACGCUGUGUCUGUCCUGUAGCAAUGGCUAGACUGCCACUGGAAAACACCUCGCGCACGAUUACGAUCCAGUUUUCCCCGACUUGGUCUGGACAUGCUCGUUGGCCAUCUCUCGAAGUCCAAAAUUUCCGAUUGGACGUUUAUAAAUAGAACCAAUCAUGGCCUCGUGCGCUGAUCUGUGUCCUAGGAACAGAGUCUCGCAGACCGUCGAUAUUGGCAGAGAUGGAUGUGGGAUGAAUUCCAGACUUUCUUAAGUUCCAUGGGAGGCAUAGAGCAUCGCCACUCCAGUUGGCUCUUACCCCGAUUCUGCGGGACUACGUCUGUGAGCAUUUCCAUUCAGGAUCGAUAUUCCAGACACUGCUCCACGGAAAUUCGAUCCACAAGGUCGGGGCGCUGACCAUUGACAUGAUGUCUGCUUCACCGUGGAAACCCCGAUAGGGCCGCCUGGGCGAUGCUCCUUCCAUGACGUUUCGAAUCGGGAUCAGAUGCCCUGAGCGACAACCCUGCGGGUUGCAGGUCCGGCUUGUCCGGCCGUCUAAUAAUCGUCGUGUACUUCAGUUCAUUGCCCAGUUGGAUCAAGAGUCCACUGAAAGCUUCCAUGGUCAUAACCUGUCUCAUUGGCCACUCGUUGCUAUUUUGUUCUCGUCUCGUCCGACGACUAUCCAGCCAUUGGAAAAGCCCUCGCAGUAGCAGCAUAUCCACAUCGGUUUAUAAAUAUAGCGGUAUUCUGCCCUCUAACUUAAACAAUACGCCUGGUGCCUUUCGUUUUGCAAAAGCCAAUUCUCUCUUUACCUAUACAUACCCCCAUACCUAUUAAUUGGUCUUCAGAGCUACAUAUCAUUCGUUUUAUCUUCAAUGAAGAACCUUGCCGCCAUUGCAGCUCUUGCUGCUGGGGCAAAUGCCCUCGUUGGUAGGGGCGACACAUGUUGCUUCCAUCUGACGGCAUAUGGCGGUGUUCCUGGCACCCUUGGCCAGCUGGGUGAUGGUCAGAAUCGCAUCUUGGGAGGUCUUCCUCCCGCUCAGUAUUGCAUUGACUCUGCUGGCGCCAUCACGGAUGGCAGUGGUCGCGGAUGUAUCCUUACGCCCCCUACCACUCAGUUCCAGUGUGACAUAGGGGCCAGUCCUCACCCCGGCUUCUCUGUGAAUGCGCAGGGUGGACUUACAUAUAAUGGGAGCACCCACUUUGUCGCAUGUGCUACCGGCGACAAUGGCGAAUAUAACGUCUACACAAGCCCCAAUAGCGCGGACGUAACUGGUUGCAAAGAUGUCACCUUGACUGCAGACUCUUGUCAGGGCUCGGGAUCCAAACCGUCCCCAUCCCCAUCCCCAACUCCCGGUGCGCCUACGGGUACUCCCGGUACGCCUGGCACUCCUGGCACUCCUGGCACUCCUGGCACUCCUGGCACUCCCGGUACGCCUGGCCAACCUGGUACUCCUGGCACUCCCGGUACUCCUGGCCAACCUGGUACUCCUGGCACUCCCGGCACGCCUGGCAUUAAUGGCACCACUGGCACUCCCGGUACGCCUGGCCAACCUGGUACUCCUGGCACUCCUGGCACGCCUGGCAUUAAUGGCACCACUGGCAUUCCCGGUACUCCUGGCACUCCUGGCACUCCUGGUCAACCCGGACAGCCUGGGACACCGGGAACGCCUGGCCAACCUGGUACUCCUGGCACUCCUGGCACGCCCGGCACGUCUGGUGGCCCUGGCACCAAUGGCACCACUGGCAUUCCCGGUACUCCCGGUACUCCUGGUACUCCUGGUCAACCCGGACAGCCUGGGACACCGGGAACGCCUGGCCAACCUGGUACUCCUGGCACGCCCGGCACGUCUGGUCAACCUGGCCAACCUGGCACUCCUGGCACUCCUGGCACGUCUGGUGGCCCUGGUACUCCCGGUACUCCUGGCACUCCCGGCAUGCCUGGCACGCCUGGUGGCCCUGGCACCAAUGGCACCACUGGCACUCCCGGUACUCCUGGUACUCCUGGUCAACCCGGACAGCCUGGGACACCGGGAACGCCUGGCCAACCUGGUACUCCUGGCACUCCUGGCACGCCCGGCACGUCUGGUGGCCCUGGUACUCCUGGCACUCCUGGCACUCCCGGCAUGCCUGGCACGCCUGGUGGCCCUGGCACCAAUGGCACCACUGGCACUCCCGGUACUCCUGGUACUCCUGGUCAACCCGGACAGCCUGGGACACCGGGAACGCCUGGCCAACCUGGCACCCCUGGCACUCCCGGCACGCCUUGCCAGCCCGGACAGCCGGGUGCCCCAGGGGCUUCUUGUACAUGUGCUUGCCCUUCUGGUAUCCCUGGUGUCCCUGGCCAGCCCGGACAGCCUGGCACUCCCGGUACUCCUGGCACUCCCGGUGCGCCUGGACAGCCUGGUACUCCUGGCACUCCCGGUACUCCUGGUACUCCUGGUCAACCCGGACAGCCUGGAACACCGGGAACGCCUGGCCAACCUGGUACUCCUGGCAUUAAUGGCACCGCUGGCGUCAUUCCGUCGACCCCCACCUAUAGGACUCCAGGUGCCCCGACUUCAGCUCCUAGCAUACGGACUUCUGGAAUCAGUCAGGGACCAACUUCUACGCUGUCUGUGGUUCCGUCAAGCCCUGUGCCUACUCCACCAAGCAGCCCCCAGACAACAGCCACGGCUACUCAGCCCUCUGCCUCAAGCUGCCCUACUAACCUAUCUGGGGACUACCAGUAUCCUCACUUGAUUGUCCCUAUUAACUCCUCAGCACCGAACACUGCGGAGGGAGACUCUCUCAAUGGCCAGAUUUCCGCCACUGUUUCAAGCUUGUUCAAUUUCGAUAUUCCGCCAUCGUACUCCGGUCGGACUUGCUCUCUUGUAUUUUUGUUCCCUCAGAAGCAAGACCUCCAGACGUCUUCUUUCAACUUCAGUGGUGAUGGGAAGCUUGACUUUGCUGCCUUGACAUCUGUUGCUAAUUCACAGACGACUUACAACAAUGCACCUUCGGUCAAGCAGGAUUAUGGCACGUUCACUGUUUCUCCUGGGCAUUCCUACCUCAUCUCUACCUUCGCCUGUCCAGCCGGACAGGCUGUUGGCUACAAGGUGAAGAAUGCUGGCAGUACUGAUCUUACUUACUUCCAGGACUGGAAUCCGUCACCAAUCGGAUUGUUCAUAACCUCCUGCUAGAUGCCAGACUUUUAUCUCUUACGUAGCUUAUGAAGCUACAUAACUUGGACUGGAUUGGACUGAAUGUUGGUUGGAUUUUCGUUUACUUCGGCGUGUACUCACGUAUGCGUAUGCGUGUAUUCUAUUGUUCUGUACAUGUACCGUGGAAAAACUCCCUAAAAGGAUAGGUGUCUGUUCAGUAUGUUUAUCAUAAUGGGAUAUUUCCAUUUUGAAAAUGAAUGUAUGUUGAGAUGCCUUUUGGCCAGUGUUGCUAGUCUUGUAUUCGUGGAUGCGGUAAUACCUGUCGCAUAACACAUCGCGUGGAUAACUUCCCGAUGAAACGCGGGGAGGAUCGCGGUGUCAUAUUUGGGAGCCUUGUUAUUCUAUGAUGUAUCGUUAUACCGUCGACGAU